AUGAGGGCAGGUCCCAAAUACGAACACGUCGACGAUGGCCAGGCAGGAAGCCCGCUGACACUGCCUGGACCACGGCGCCUCCGUCCGUGGUAUGCGGACGGUUUUGGUCUGGGUCGCGUCCUCCUCGACGUUAUCGGCGCAUCGGCCGCCCUCCUCUUCGUCAUUUUUGGAUUCCUCGUUUACCAAGCAGAUGGAAAACCGUCUGCCGCCCGAGAGUCGCAGCGCCUGCUGUCGGUGGCCCAGUGGGGCCCGACUAUCUUCCCGGUGCUGUUUGCAGCCGUCGUCGGUCGGGCAAUGAGAUCCCUAGCCACCUGGCGCAUUCAACGAGGCGCAACGGUCAAAUUCGUCGAGCAGCUCAUGGGCAGUUACAGCAUCUCGGGCGCUGUGUUUACCCAGCUCUUCCUGCACGCCUUCGAUCUCGUGGGCCUGGCCAUCGUCCUGAUCUGGGUGCUGUCCCCCCUGGGCAGCCAGGCCUCGCUGCGAGUCAUCUCACCGGACACCGUGUACCUCACCAACAACACCGCUCUCACGGCCAUCGACACGUUCUCCCGGUAUCCCGAUGCCGGGGUCGACAGCAUAGACUGGUCGUAUAUCCCUCUGAGAGCGAUCUUUUCCGCCGGACUAAUGUCCGUCAAGCUGCUCCAGACACGCAACCAGGAUAUCUGGGGGAAUAUCCGGAUCCCAUAUCUCGGCCACGACGCGGUCAUGUCGGACGACUGGACCGUUUUCGCGAACACCAGCAACGUCACCUAUUCUUCCCUGGUCGGGGUCCCGAUCUUUACCAUCCCCCAGGAGGGCAACACGACCUUUACCAUGUCCACUUCCUACUUGGACCCAAGCUGUUCGGUAUUCGACUUGCGCCCGGCGCUCGACAACGCAACAAACGACGGCUUCACCAACUACUCAUCUCCGGAUGCACCGCGUCCGCCCGGCCGCACCGACUGCUCGUGGGACACCGCCUCCGGAUACUUGGUGUCUGUUGCCGGGUCCCGACCCUGCCAGACUCUCGUCUUUAACUCGACCACCGGACGUGAUGCGCGGGUUCUGGUCCUGGAAUCGUUGAUGGAUUACGUGCCACAGUACAUCAGCCACAUGGAAUGCCAGCUGUUCACCACUCGCACGGGGGUCUUCGAGCUCCGACUGGCGCAGCUCCUGAACACGCAGUUCCUCUCGGCCCUGUCGCCCAAUAACACCAUCGGCUUUUUCGAGCCUGCUGAUCAGUACAGCAACUGGCGGAUGGUCAAUGUCACGGCCCAGACGACCACCUCCCGCAGCGUCGUCCGCUGCAACCACGCCUGGCUCGCGGCGCUGAUCAUCGCCUCGGCGGCAUGCUUUGUCGCUGCCGUCGCGGGGGCUGCCGCACGGCUAGCCACCCUGGUGCCCGACGUGCUGGGCACGCUCUCGCUCGCGAUGCUCGAUAAUCGAUGCGGCGACAUCGCCGUUGGAGGAUCGACCCUCGACGGCGCGACCAAAGCAGCAUUGCUGAAGAAUGUGAGGGUCCGUCUGGGGGAUGUCCGGCCGCAGGAGGAGGUCGGGCUGAUCGCGCUGGCAGGGCCGUUAGGGAGCGAAACCAGUACCAAAGUGGCGAUGAUGGAGGAUGCAACUCACCGGAACAUAAUGCUUUUCUAA
Rasamsonia emersonii CBS 393.64 is the source of this 1629-nucleotide messenger RNA. RefSeq lists its product as uncharacterized. The record is from RefSeq and is a predicted model, not a curated record. NCBI's taxonomy places the organism in Eukaryota, Fungi, Ascomycota, Eurotiomycetes, Eurotiales, Trichocomaceae. The transcript is spliced from 4 exons. The coding region runs from base 1 to 1629 and encodes 542 amino acids.